GACGGAAGCUAAAGACCCCCUCCCUCUGAGCACUGCCAAAGUACACUGUAAAAUCACUGUGCCCAUCCACCGAUGAGCCCCGGGAUCUCCCGCCAGCAACCAGAUGAAAGCCCCACUUAUCUCCACAGUGCCGGUCCCACUCUAUCGUAAAACGUCAUUCGGGCCUCGGAACAGAAGGGUGCAGUGCGCAAACCGCGACCGAAUUUCAAUUAAUCGCGAUUUUGCCUGUUUUCGCCUUCCGUCGUCUCUUUUGACUUCAGUUUCCAACCAUCACAUCAGCCUCAUCACCAACUUUGCACACGGAAACCUCAUAGCUUAUUCAGUAACUACAAGGGACGCGAUAAACGUACCGGUAUCCUCAUUAUCUCCAACCUUACGACCUUGUACUCUGCCGGUACCGCCGCGCAUCUGUCCAAUUCUCAACUCCAACCUCAAACCUCAAAACAUCACCACCAACCACACCCACAAAACCAAAACCACAAUGUCCCGCCGCCUCCUAACCCUCACCCGCCCCCUAUCGGGUCUCUCCAGCCUCUCCAGCCUCCCCAAAACCACAACCCGCUUCUCCUCCUCCUUCCUCCAACGCGGCCCCGCCCCUCCCCGUCUUCCGGCAGACCAACAAGCCGAAUUCGAGCGUCUCCAAGCCGCCGCCGAAGCCGCGCUGUACAGCCACGUCCAAGUUCCUCCCUCUACCACAACCACGCCAUCGUCACCAGAAAACAACUCCAAGCACGUCACCCAACCCUCUUCUUCCUCCGCAGGGAGGACCGACACAGUAACAGUAGCGGGCGUAGAAGCCCCGGUGGUGAUCGAAGACGUUGCCUCGCAAACCUUCAGCGGCGGGAUCCGCAAGGGGGCACCGCCCGAGUUUGAGGGCGAUAAAAAUCCCAAGACGGGGGAGAUCGGGGGACCCAAGAAUGAGCCGUUGCGGUGGGGCGCCGGUGGGGAUUGGAGUUAUAAUGGACGGGUUACGGAUUUUUGAGACGGCUGACCGAAAAGGUUGGACAUGGUUUGUUUUUGAAUGGAUGACCCAUUAGAAGAAAAGGGGGGAGGAGGAAAUGGUGAGCUAUUGUACUUAUUGGGUAAAUGACGGGGAUGGGUACACUUUGGUUUGUUAAGUGAUGGAUAGAUGGGAUGAAUGGGCUCAUGGGCUGUACGAUAGAUAGGAGCGAGCGAAUGAGUGGUGUCAACUUUUGGGUAAGCGAACAGAUACAGGAAUGUUUACGUACCUAUGUAUGUCCACAAAAUAUCGAGAGUAAAUGAACGUUUUGGAUACAUCCAAAGCAUCUUAGCGGGCGGCCAGAGCUGCUGGGAAUUCCCCCAUCAUGAACACGAUUCAAUCCAGAC
Messenger RNA from Neurospora hispaniola, 1347 nucleotides. RefSeq lists its product as uncharacterized. The transcript has a single exon. Bases 104 to 982 code for a protein of 292 amino acids. NCBI's taxonomy places the organism in Eukaryota, Fungi, Ascomycota, Sordariomycetes, Sordariales, Sordariaceae. The record is from RefSeq and is a predicted model, not a curated record. Gene Ontology annotation, biological process: mitochondrial respiratory chain complex II assembly. Gene Ontology annotation, cellular component: mitochondrion.